Bombus pyrosoma is the source of this 2401-nucleotide messenger RNA. Its product is annotated as sialidase-like. The record is from RefSeq and is a predicted model, not a curated record. The annotation marks the transcript as partial. Gene Ontology annotation, molecular function: chitin binding. The transcript has 4 exons. Gene Ontology annotation, cellular component: extracellular region. Lineage: Eukaryota; Metazoa; Arthropoda; Insecta; Hymenoptera; Apidae.
GUCUUUAUAAGUAGGAGCCAUCCGCGUCCUCAGGACUUACUCCCUCUCGAGAACGUGCCACGAUCGGCAACCGAUUUCCAGAAUAGUUCCUGAAAACACGCCGGGCUCGCGUCGCUUACGAGCAUCUUGCGGUUCAUGCAAGAUCGUGGCUGUCUUUAACGUAACUUGAGGAAAUUUCAACGUUUUGGAGAUCGGAAGGCCAUCGCGAGAUGAGGAGGAGCCGCACGAAUUAAAAGAAAAGUCAUCGUUAAUCCUACGUAAAAAGACACGGUGAACCGAAAACAUGUGGGCAAGCCUAUAUACGUUAGGCGUUUUGAUAGCGCUGAUCUCACCGACGUCAGCUGAUAUUGCAAAAGGUCUGCCCUCGAUACAUCUGCCCUUGCCACAUCUACCGAGUGGUUUUAUGUGCAUUGAAGUAGGAUAUCAUGCCGAUCCUAGCGACUGUAGAAGAUUCUACCGAUGUGUCGAUUGGGGAUUCGGAAAACCGCUGCAGAUCUUUCAAUUCGAGUGCGGUGUUGGAACAGUAUUCUCCAUGCGUAGGGGUAACAUUUGUACUCUCCCUAACGACAGCGACCGCCCAGAGUGUGGUGGAAAUAUCAUAAACAACAGUAAUUCGACUGCGACUUCUCCGACCACAACAAAAAUAUGGGCGACCAAUGGAACUGUCACAAAUAGUAGAGUGCAAACAACUUCACAGACCACAACAAGUAGUAACCAAUCUUCUGCAACAAGUGGAAAACCAGGGGAUGACCAGGGUCGAGGACGAUGCGUUCAAGAAGGAUAUUUUGCUGAUGUGAAUAACUGUAGAAAAUUUUAUAGAUGCGUUGAAGAAGGUUCUGGUAAUUUUGUAAAACAUGAAUUUGAAUGUGGAGUUGGUACUGUCUGGGAUCCAGAUAUACAAGGAUGUAAUCAUCCUUGGGCUGUAUCACGAGAAGACUGCAAGGAAGGCUCAGGGACAGCCGCUACUGGUAGUGGCGAUGAUAAUGAACAAUGGACCACAGAUAAUAGUGGACAAUGGACAAACGGAACAGGCAGCCCUGGACAACCUGGAGACGCUACUAGUCAAACAGGACAACCUGUUUCUCCUGGUACUCCGGGCACUCCCGGUAUUGAAGGUACAUCAGGAACACCUGGUACUCCGGGUUCUCCGGGAACAUCUGGUACUCCAGGUACUCCGGAUACUCCGGGUACUCCGGGCACUCCGGGAACACCUGGCACCCCGGGCACUUCGGGAACACCUGGCACCCCGGGCACUUCUGGCAGUACAGGAUCUGCUACAACUUCCAGCACUUCAGGAAGUCCUGGUGCCACAGGCACUCCUGGCUCACCUGGCACAUCUGGAACUCCAGGUACUCCAGGCAGCCCAGGAUCUCCUGGCACUUCUGGCACAUCUGGAACAUCGGACACCACAGGUACUGCGGUCACUAACAGUACCCCCGGUACACCAGCAUGGCUUGGCUCAUCCAGCACAUCUGCAUGGUCUAGCUCACCCGGACAACCUAACACCUCAGGAACACCCGUAUACCUCGGAAAUCCUACCAGUCCCGAAAUUACUAGUACGACACCCACACCUAGCAUAACAGAGGUACCCAACUAUCUCAGCACUCCAAGCACGACAAGUAAUUUCGAAACUUCGCAAACACCAGCAACAACAAGUAGUGGAAUUGGAACAACCGCUACAACUGACACUUCUAGUGAAUCUGACACUUCAGGCACUCCUGGCACUCCUAGUAAACCCGACAGUUCAGGCACUACACACACUAAUAGCGAACCUAAUAAUCCAGGCACCUCUAGCACACCUAGUAAAUCCGAGACUUCAAGUACUUCCAGUGAACACGAUUCCUCAGGCACACCUAGUGAACCUGUAACUCCCGCCACACCCGGUACUGCAAACACAUCCGGUUCUCCCGAAACUUCUGUAACACAAACGACAUCCGAUAGUGAAGGCGAACCUCCUCGCACGCCUGGUAUACCCAGUGAACCUGUAACUCCCAGGACACCAGGUAAUCCCGAAACUCCUGAAAUACCAUCGACGUCCAAAAGUGAAACUGGACUUCCUCCUACACCUGGUGUGGCCAGUGAGCUUCCAACUCCCAGGCCGCCAAGUCCUCUCAAAUAUCCCGAAACAGCAGCAACACCCGAUGACGAAUAUGAACCUCCUCGUACACCUGGUAUGCCUAAUGAACCUGCAACUCCCAGAAUCCCAGGUAGUCCCGAUAGAUAUGAAACACUAACUACACACAAUAGUGACGAUGGACCACCUCAUACAACCGGUAUGCCCAGUAUACCUCCAACUCCCAGGACGCCAAGUCAUCUCAUAUCUUCUGAAACAGCAGCAACACCCGAUAGUGAAACUGGACUUCCUCGUACACCUGACAUGUCCAGUAAACCUCCAACUCCC